Molecule: messenger RNA, 1381 nt
Organism: Larimichthys crocea (large yellow croaker)
Lineage: Eukaryota; Metazoa; Chordata; Actinopteri; Sciaenidae
Product: mast cell protease 1A
Exons: 5
Coding region: 49-783 (244 amino acids)
Biological process (GO): proteolysis
Molecular function (GO): serine-type endopeptidase activity
Source: RefSeq, a predicted model, not a curated record
AAGAAAUAAUACAACCAACAGCGGAAGGUUUGAGUUUGACCAGAGACCAUGGCAGUCGCCUUUGUUCUGCUGCUGCUCUUUGUCCUGAAUGAAGCUGAUAGUUCUCGGAUUGUGGGAGGCAGAGAGGCUGCCCCCCACUCUCGGCCCUACAUGGCCUCGCUACAAGUCCGAGGUCGCCAGAACUGUGGUGGUGUCCUGGUGAGACAGGACUUUGUGCUCACAGCAGCACAUUGUCAGAUACCUGUACCAUACACAGUUGUCCUUGGAGCUGAUGCCCUUUCCGGUGACGAGCCUACUAAGCAGCAGUUCAGUGCCAUCAGAUCCAUUCCACAUCCCAACUAUGAUGGACAUAGAAAUGAUAUCAUGCUCCUAAAGCUCAACAGCAGUGCCCAACUGACUGAUGCAGUGCAGCUGAUCCCUCUGAAGAGAGGCAGGGUGAGGACAUCCAGUAAGUGCCUCACAGCUGGCUGGGGGGAUAUAGGUGAUAACAGAACCUUUCCAGCUAGGCUUCAGGAGGUCAACGUAACCUCCCUGUCACAGCAGACCUGUCGUAGGAGAUGGGGAAAUGUUCCUAUCACCAGGAGAAUGAUUUGUGGUGUUGGGGACGAUGUUUUUCAAGGCUUCUGCUCGGGGGAUUCAGGUGGUCCAUUGGUGUGUGAUGGAGCUGCCGCAGGUAUCGUCUCCUUCUCUGGCCGGCGAUGCGGAAACCCCAGGACUCCUGAUGUCUACACGCGCAUAUCAUCCUUUACGGACUGGAUUACAAGAGUGUUAAAUAGCAAUUAGGCAUAUUAGAAUGGUAAUGUGUCAGUGUGCUUAAUUGGGAUGUAUUAAUCAAGACAAUGCUUUUACUAAUUUACAAAUACGUGGUGUUAUGUUGUUUAAUAUGUGGUUGUUGAGAUAAGAUAAACCUUCACUGAUUCCCCAGCAGGGAAAUCCAGUUGUUGCAGCUGCACAAUGACAGACAUACGUAUACAGAAGUUUAGAAAGUAAAAGAAAUAAAUAAUAGAAGUAUUUAAAAUUAAAAUAAGAAUAUAGAAAAGGGUAUUUGGGGACAAAAUUACAGGUGUGGUGACAGUGGGGUGAUAGCAGUAGUGCAACAAAUUUACACCUAACACACCUAGAUAUGAUAUGAUAUGAUUAGUAUAAAUAAGGUGGAAUAUGAGGUGAUAAAUCUUGCUUUUGUCACCCUCACUUAUUACCUUUUGUCUUUGUGUUUGCAUUCAAAAUGGGUCAGGCAAAACCCUUUCCAUUGAGCUGAAACUAAAAAUAAACUGAAAAUGCGAGGUCAACUUCCAUGCACUCAUUUCUGCUAUACUGAAAAUAUGUAUCAAACAGUGACACAGCCUUUGAAUGAUCAAUAAAAGUAUUAAUUCUGCAAUCA